This is a messenger RNA of Agelaius phoeniceus (red-winged blackbird), 1293 nucleotides long. The record is from RefSeq and is a predicted model, not a curated record. Lineage: Eukaryota; Metazoa; Chordata; Aves; Passeriformes; Icteridae.
AUGGAAUUCCAACCGGGAAAAGCCGCCUUGCUCUCCCUCCUCCUGGCCUCUCUGAUCCGCCAAUCCCCGGGGAAAUCCCUUCCCGCCGGCUACCGGGAGCACGAGGAUCCCCGGGGAUCGCCGGGACUGAUCCGGUGCGGCGAGUACAGCAACCAGGUGCUGCCGGACGGGCGCUGCCGCAUCGUGGCCACGCUGCCGCAGGGCGACGAGCAGCGCUGCCCGGACCUGUUCCGCUGCACCGACGAGGUCUCCUACUGGCUCCACGAGAACGAGGAGCGCAAGCAGCAGAUCCUGGAGCUGCGCGAGCUCAUCUCCGAGCUCCAGGAGGAGCUCCGCAACCACCGGCACCGCCUCAAAGCCCUGGAGAUCCAGCAGGAGGAGGCGGCGGGGCGGAACCAGAGCCUGCUCCAGAGGCUGCAGGACCUGGAGCAGCAUUCCCGGGAAUCCAGCACGCUGCAGCACAUCCAGGCCACGCUGCUCUACGACAUCCAGGCGCAGAUCAACAACAUCUCGGCGCUGGCCGACUGGGCCUGGAGGAACCCCAGCUGCCUCCACCCCGCCGACAUCCGCGCCCAGCAGGAGAUGCGGCAUCCAGAAAUCAAGCACGGCCGGAAUUGUCCCAUCGACUGCGCGUCCGUCUACUCCAACGGGCUCCGGAGAUCCGGGAUUUACAGCAUCCUGCCCUCCGUGCGCGGAAUUCCCAUCGAGGUCCUCUGCGAGAUGGACACGGAAGGGGGAGGCUGGACCGUCAUCCAGAGGCGCCAGGACGGAUCCGUGGAUUUCAACCGGACCUGGAACGAGUACAAGGAAGGAUUCGGGGACCUCAACGGGGAAUUCUGGCUGGGCAACGACAACAUCCACAGGAUGACCAGCCAGGGGGAUUAUUCCCUACGGAUCGACCUGGAGGACUGGAAUAACAAACACAAGCACGCCUUCUACCAGGUCUUCAGCAUCGAGGACGAGGAGAACUUCUACCGGCUGCACGUGGACGGGUUCAGCGGCACCGUGGAGGAUUCCUUCGCUUGGUACCACGACAAGAGGAGCUUCAGCACCCCGGACUCCGGCAACGUCUGCGCCGAGAUCUCCCACGGGGGCUGGUGGUACCACCAGUGCUUCUUCUCCAACCUCAACGGCGUCUACUACAAGGGCGGCCGCUAUUCCAUCAAGAACCGGAGGCUGCUGGGCCCGGACGGGAUCGUGUGGUACUCCUGGAAGGACACGGACUAUUAUUCCCUGCGCAAGGUGGUGAUGAUGAUCCGGCCCCGCGCCUUCCGGCCCCGCCUCUCCCCGUGA